This is a messenger RNA of Spodoptera litura, 2428 nucleotides long. RefSeq lists its product as uncharacterized. Gene Ontology annotation, molecular function: RNA polymerase II cis-regulatory region sequence-specific DNA binding; zinc ion binding; DNA-binding transcription factor activity, RNA polymerase II-specific. NCBI's taxonomy places the organism in Eukaryota, Metazoa, Arthropoda, Insecta, Lepidoptera, Noctuidae. The record is from RefSeq and is a predicted model, not a curated record. Gene Ontology annotation, biological process: negative regulation of transcription by RNA polymerase II; cell fate commitment; positive regulation of transcription by RNA polymerase II. Gene Ontology annotation, cellular component: nucleus.
CUCCGGCAAGUGUACACGCGUCGACGUGCCGCGCGGUGUCGUUCGCAGUGAUCCUCAGUGCUCCUCAUCAGCUCGUGCCAGUGUCAGUGAUACAGUAAGCCAGUCGUAGCGGACACCAAGCAGCACACUACUACAGCUAUACGUUGCACACGCAGGAAUUACCCCAUUUUACGUGUUCGUGUGAUGCGCGCGCGCUGAGGCGCAGUUGCUCAGCAUGUUCGGAGGCAGCGGCGGCGUGGGCGGCGGCUACAACGGCGGCGGCGGCGACUGCGCGGACGGGUACGGGCUCGGCUACGUGGCGGGCGGCGGCCGCCUGCAGCAGUACGCCGCGCACUUCGCGCCGCACCAGAACGUCUGGCACCACCACCACCCCACGCACCACGACACCUACGCGGGCGGCGGCGCAGUGAGCGGCGUGGGCAGCGUGGCGGGCGGCCUGUACUCGCAGAACAUGGUGAUGGGCUCCUGGUGCGCGCCCUACGACGCGCUGCAGAGACCCACCGCAUACGAUGGAGUGCUGGAGAUGUACGAGGAGGGGCGCGAGUGCGUCAACUGCGGUGCCAACAACACCCCGCUGUGGAGACGCGACGCCACGGGCCACUACCUGUGCAACGCGUGCGGCCUCUACCACAAGAUCAACGGCGUCAACCGCCCGCUCGUGAAGCCGAGCAAGCGGCUGUCCGCAGCGCGGCGUCACGGCCAGUGUUGCACCAACUGUGGCUCGCGCAACACCACGCUGUGGCGACGCAACAAUGACGGGGAACCAGUCUGCAACGCGUGCGGACUUUACUACAAGCUGCACGGAAUCAACCGGCCCCUAGCUAUGCGGAAAGAUGGAAUUCAGACGCGGAAGCGUAAACCGAAGAAGUCUGGCAACGGAGGCAAGCCUCCGCAGGAUGCCAACAAGAAAGAUGACCACAACUCUCCGGGGAUGGACGACAGUAAACAAAGUCUCCCGGAGGUGCCGCUCCCGCUGACGCAGUCCAUGUCCAGUCACGGCGCGUCCAAGCCGCGUGAGCACGCCACGCCCGAGACCUCGCCCCACGCGCACGCCGCGCACGCGCACGCGCUCGGACACUCGCAGGCGCACGCGCACGCGCAGGCCCAGCCCGGGCACGCGCACGCUCAGUACCCGCUGGGGCUGCCGGCCGCGCCCUUCCUGUCCAACCCGUCGCUGUUCAACAUCAAGAGCGAGCCCAGCAAUGCCAACGGCUACGAGUCCUACCCCACGCACUCCGGCCCGCACUACCACUCGCAGCAACACUAUCUGCACGCGCUACAGUAUGGCCUCAGCAACAGCGAGGAGGAGGAAGGCAGUGGCUUCUUACACCAGCGCAAUGUGACGGCGCACGCCAAGCUGAUGGCGUCGACGUAGCAGCGCCGCGACGCGCGCUGAGUGCUCCCGCUGUCGCCACGACGGACUCGCGGAGGUCCGUCGGGGCUCACUGCUAACUAGCCGACACCUCGAAGUGGUUGUUCCCGCUGUGGACUAAAGCUGUGAUCGAAUUGUUCACUUGACGAUUGUGAUUACCGCGACCUUCGAGUGCCCGACAGAUACCACAACUCGCUAGGUGUGGCGUCUUUCUCCUACUUACUUAGGAGAUGGACUUACGGCAGUCUGGGUACAUAUGUUUACCCUGAGUCUAUUAGUACCUAUUUAUCGAAACUAGCAAUGUCAACUUCCAUUAGUUAAAAUAAUCGACAAAGUAAUGUAAUAAUUAGAAUAUUGUAUUUGAGUUCCGACCAAUCGAAUGUACAUACAUAGUUUAGUUGUAACAUUAAGUAGGUAAGCAGAGUAGUUUGUGUAACGUAAUGCCGGAGGCCGCAGGUAGCGAGGCGAGGGCGGCCUGUACCUAGUCGCUGCGAGGCACCUUGCCAUGCUGACUGACACGAUGGUAACGCAAGUAUUAACUAUUUAAAUAUCUACUUUAACGUUCCAUGACAAUCGUAAUCUCAAAAACUAGUCUAAUGAUUGUUUAUUAGAAAUGUUUCAGGAGUUGAUACAGAUACCGUUGAUAUUUUAGGGGAUUGCUUUCAGGCCGGUACUGAUCACUCCAUAGUGCGUGGUGUAACGUGCUCUGAGGGUAUCUCAGCUUGUAAAUAAGGCCAUUUAGAUGUAUAAUUAUGUUAUUAGUCAAUAAGUCAAACAGUAUUCACAUUAUUUCACGUAAACAUUGCUUCAACUUCGUAUAUUUCCCGCAGGCAUUAGGAACUACCUGCAAGAAUUUUUGUAUUGUACAUACAUGUAAGAAAUAUUUGUGCGACCAGUCGAUCGUAUUACUUACAAGUAGGUACUUUUAUCUUACACGUUUAUAUAAACUGAAAUAAUCAAGGGCAGGCGGUAUAAGAAAAAUAAUUGUGAACAGAAAAAUGGUUUCUCUCUUUCGCGACAUUACAUAUCGGUGAUACAUUCGUGAGACAUACUAAA